AUGGGCUUUCCCUCGAACACGGCGUCCAAUGCCGUCAUCUAUGUCACUUAUGCCCUGUUCCUGUUUGUCUCCGAUCUCGCUUACAUUUUCGUAUUGAAAGCUAAUCAUCACAACAGACUCAUGGGAACUGGCAUUGCUUGGAAGAUGAGAAAUCAGUCAAAGGCCGAUUUCCUUUCAGGAAACGGAACUCAGACGGCCUUCCCUCUGGCCCUCAACUUCAUCGCCUCCGGUGAGUAG
Messenger RNA from Fusarium musae, 237 nucleotides. RefSeq lists its product as uncharacterized. The coding region runs from base 1 to 237 and encodes 78 amino acids. The record is from RefSeq and is a predicted model, not a curated record. The transcript has 2 exons. NCBI's taxonomy places the organism in Eukaryota, Fungi, Ascomycota, Sordariomycetes, Hypocreales, Nectriaceae.